Laccaria bicolor S238N-H82 is the source of this 838-nucleotide messenger RNA. RefSeq lists its product as uncharacterized. The transcript is spliced from 7 exons. Lineage: Eukaryota; Fungi; Basidiomycota; Agaricomycetes; Agaricales; Hydnangiaceae. The coding region runs from base 1 to 576 and encodes 191 amino acids. The record is from RefSeq and is a predicted model, not a curated record.
AUGUUCGGUCGCUCAGAGGUUAGAGCAGAAAUCGGGUUCGUUCCCCCUCCUCUCACCUUUCCUUUUUGCGUAUCGUUGAACCUCAACUCCCGAAAUUUGGUUGUGCAAAAAUCAGUGCAAGUCGUACGCCAAGGGGCAUUCCGCGAUUCAUUGCGGGGACGGAUCUCGAUGAGGGGGAUCCGAGUAGUCCUGACGAACCAAGUUGGCCUGAUCUUCACCACCGGCGCCUUCGCCUCCAACAACCCCGCUUUGCUAGACGCCUCAGUGGAUCAAAAUCGGGUAUUGGAGGGAAGGCCAUCCACGAACAAGAACCAGGAUCUCCUGCAGAUUAACGGACAGAACACAACGAUCAUCGAUCAUCCCUUAUACCGACACAGACUGAUCAACUCGGAUCUCGCAAUUUAUUUCGAAAAGAAACUUCGACUCGAAAUUACCUGCCCACCCCAGGGGAGACUCAAGGCAAGUCCAAUCCCUCCAUGCGUGCGCUCUACCACCCUUAGUGUGAUGCAUAUGAUAGAGGGUAACAAUAUCCGUUAUAUCUCCCCACCAAGUCCGGAGAUCACUACCGACGAAUGAGUUUUGUUUCUUCCCCAAAUCGACGGGGAUCUGUGGUGCCUAACAGACAACGACCUAUUUGCGUGCCGCUGUGCUCUUCCGACUGAAUCAUCGUGGGGUCUCUGGAUCCGACAGUAUCACUAUCAUUCGCGUCGGCAAUGACAAGUUGCUGUCGUAUGUAGCCCACACACGUACAAGGACGCGUACAAGUCUUUCGUGUGGAUUGUGGUGUAUAUAUAUGCGUGCCUCUCAAUCGAUAUCAAUACACUCCUUGUCGUCCGUC